GAGCAAUCGCCAUUAUCGACAUUAUGUGGGUGUACAAUGAAGUUCGCAACCGUUAAUCACGUGUUGAACAAUUUCAAGCCUCUGUUCAACUGAGUGAGAGUUAACUAUGCGCUUACGUUGAGUGAGAGGUUGGACUGAGCAAAACAUUGGUGUAUUCAGCUUUCUAUAACUGAAAAUCGUGGAAUGACCAGGUAUAAAAUUCUUCUUCCUUCUGAUACCAAUGGAUGGUUCGAGUCAAUAAUGUGGAACACCCAGGGUUCAGUUGGAAUGGAGGAGUUGAAGAAUAAAGUCCAUGGAAUUGUAUCUCGUCCGACUGAGAAGAUUAGAUUUUACCUUUGGAAUGGAUCUGGAUACUCCAAGCUCGGCAUAGACUCAGACCUAAUGGAGGCCACCGUUAAAUCGCACAACGUGAAGGAAGUAUCCGUUAUUCGAAUUUACGUGGUACUUAGCAAGACAGAUCCUUCAAAAAUUUAUGGCAAGCCACCGUAUGAUAAUAUGUUUGAGGGUCCAGACUUUACGCUUCAGUCUGAUCAAAAUGGUUCCCGCUGCCAAAAUAGCCAUAAACUACCGAAGACAAAAGGUUCACGGAGAGUGACUGUGGCAACUAUGCAAGAAAGUGGAGACUCCUUCAAACCGCAAUGUAUUCCUAGACCAAUUUCUUCGCAUGGCCUUUCUGCAGAAGGUAUUUGGCAAACCAACUUCCCUUCUUCAGGAAAUUCGGUCACUGCUCAGUCUGAAUUAACGACGCGAAAGUUAUCACACCAACAUACAAAAUCAUCAUACCAACCGCCUGCCUCACAACUAGAGGAAGACGAACUAGACGUAGCGGUUUCAACACUCCGAUCGAUGGGCUAUAAGCAAGACAGCGCCAUUCUGAAAUUCCACAUAAGAGAAACAGGAGGUAACUUAAAUGAUAUUAUCGACAGACUUCAUUUGCACACUAAUGGCUAGUAUAAUGCGUUAUUACUAUUCAGUAUUUGCAAGCUGCUUUUUACAAGUGUGUUCCAACUCUUAUGUACAGGUAGUCUUUCAGUCAACUGCUUGCAUUUAUAUGCCCUUUAUCUAUCACGCCGGUCCUCGUAAGUGUAUGCACAAAAGAACUUUGUCCAUUCAGAUAACAUGUUAGUGAACAGUUCUCA
Molecule: messenger RNA, 1139 nt
Organism: Dicrocoelium dendriticum
Lineage: Eukaryota; Metazoa; Platyhelminthes; Trematoda; Plagiorchiida; Dicrocoeliidae
Source: the annotation of a GenBank genome assembly